Molecule: messenger RNA, 243 nt
Organism: Trichobilharzia regenti
Lineage: Eukaryota; Metazoa; Platyhelminthes; Trematoda; Strigeidida; Schistosomatidae
Source: the annotation of a GenBank genome assembly
AUGGAGUUAUUUGAAGAGCCUUUGACCAAUUAUGGUGGUCGUUUUCAUGGGAGCUUCCCAUUUGAAUUUGAUGAAUCUCUGCUUGUGCAGCUGGUUGACUUAACUAAUACUGUCUGGUCAGAAAUUAUUUCGUAUUGUGGUUUAUCCAUCGAUGAAGAAUCACCUGUGUUAGUGAAAGCUAUUGAACAUGCAAAUGAUGGGGAAGGCGAAACACAAGAGAAUAAUGUUGUCUGUGCUGGUUGA